Orcinus orca (killer whale) is the source of this 5064-nucleotide messenger RNA. Its product is annotated as 60S ribosomal protein L12-like. Gene Ontology annotation, cellular component: cytosolic large ribosomal subunit; ribosome. Gene Ontology annotation, molecular function: large ribosomal subunit rRNA binding; structural constituent of ribosome. The transcript has a single exon. The record is from RefSeq and is a predicted model, not a curated record. Gene Ontology annotation, biological process: translation. Lineage: Eukaryota; Metazoa; Chordata; Mammalia; Artiodactyla; Delphinidae. Bases 2055 to 2465 code for a protein of 136 amino acids.
UUUGUUUUGAUUUCCAUUUGCAUGGAAUAUCUUUUUCCAUGCCCUCACUUUCAGUCUGAAUGUGUCCCUAGGUCUGAAGUGGGUCUCUUGUAGACAGCAUAUAUAUGGGGCUUGUUUUUGUAUCCAUUCAGCGAGCCUGUGUCUUUUGGUUGGAGGAUUUAAUCCAUUCACGUUUAAGGUAAUUAUCAAUAUGUAUGUUCUUGUUACCAUUUUCUUAAUUGUUUUGGGUUUGUUUUUGUAGGUCCUUUUCUUCUCUAGUGUUUCCCAUUUAGAGAAGUUCCUUUAGCAUUUGUUGUAGAGCUGGUUUGGUGGUGCUGAAUUCCCUUAGCUUUUGCUUGUCUGUAAAGCUUUUGAUUUCUCCAUGGAAUCUGAAUGAGAUCCUUGCCAGAUAGAGUAAUCUUGGUUGUAGGUUCUUCCCUUUCCUCAAUUUAAGUAUAUCAUGCCACUCCCCUCUGACUUGUAGAGUUUCUGCUGAGAAAUCAGCUGUUAACCUUAUGGGAGUUCCCUUGUAUGUUAUUUGUCGUUUUUCCCUUGCUGUUUUCAAUAAUUUUUCUUUGUCUUUAAUUUUUGCCAAUUUGAUUACUAUGUGUCUUGGCGUGUUUCUCCUUGGGUUUAUCCUGUAUGAGACUCUCUGCGCUUCGUGGACUUGGGUGGCUAUUUCCUUUCCCAUGUUAGGGAAGUUUUUGACUAUAAUCUCUUCAAAUAUUUUCUCUGGUCCUUUGUCUCUCUCUUCUCCUUCUGGGACACCUAUAAUACGAAUGUUGUUGCAUUUAAUGUUGUCUCAGAGGUCUCUUAGGCUGUCUUCAUUUCUUUUCAUUCUUUUUUCUUUAUUCUGUUCUGCAGCAGUGAAUUCCACCAUUCCGUCUUACAGGUCACUUAUGCGUUCUUUUGCCUCAGUUAUUCUGCUACUGAUUUCUUCUAGUGUAUUUUUCAUUUCAGUUAUUGUGCUGUUCAUCUCUGUUUGUUUGUUCUUUAAUUCUUCUAGGUCUUUGUUAAACAUUUCUUGCAUCUUCUCGAUCUUUGCCUCCAUUCUUUUUCCGAGAUCCUGGAUCAUCUUCACUAUGAUUAUUCUGAAUUCUUUUUCUGGAAGGUUUCCUAUCUCCACUUCAUUUAGUUGUUUUUCUGGGGUUUUAUGUUGUUCCAUGAUUUGGUACAUAGCCCUCUGCCUUUUCAUCUUGUCUCUCUUCCUGUGAAUGUGGCGUUUGUUCCACAGGCUGCAGGAUUGUAGUUCUUCUUGCUUCUCCUGUCUGUCCUCUUGCCCGUGGUCCCCAGGACUGUCGCAGCUUCGGCUGGUGGGGCCCCUCCAGAGCCAGCAGCCUCAGUUAGGCCACCCUCCCCUCAGGCUCCAGGGCAGUUCAGUCUGUUGUUUUGUUUUUAAUGCAAACCUGUGAGUAGGACGUAUAAAACUGUGCUUCUCAUGUUUGCCCUUAAGAAUGUAUGUAAAGGGUGUACAGAAUAAUGAAGAAUGAACAACAUGCAUAUGGGUAUGUGAAGGACAAAUUAAGCCAAAUAAACUUGAAUGCUCUUAUUGUGUUAGCUUUAAUAGAGUAGAAUUACAAAAUUCAUAUUCAGUAGGCAGGAAGCUAAUAUCUAAUUUUCACUAGAAUAGUUAAUACUGUUUUAGGGAAAUUAAGUUCUUGUUAGUUGUCAACAUGGGCUAAAAACUAGCAGUUGGAUCAUACCAAAGGUAAUGAUGGCAUCAUAUUGAAUUGGAGGUGGUGUUCUGCAUGGUGCCAUAGGUGCUAUGUUAAAUACAAUUUUAUUUAAAUCAUAUUAAUUACCUGGGAGAAAGCAUGCAAGAAAAUCCACAAAGGAUGCCAACUUUGGAUUGUAAUUAGAACAGAGCUGAAAGGAACUAGAGUGAUGAGGCAUGCCUAGGUAAACAUAAUGAAAUUUCCUUUGAAAAAUUAAUUCCCUUGAGAGGAAAAUUGAGCAAAUUAUAUGCAUUAAAAAUGUUUUGCUUUCGGCUUUCGGCUCGGAGGAGGCCAAGGUGCAACUUUCUUUGGUUGUCCUGAAUCCGGGUUCAUCCGACACCAACGCCAGCCGCCUCCACCAUGCCACCUAAGUUCGACCCCAAUGAGAUCAAAGUUGUGUACCUGAGGUGCACCGGUGGAGAAGUCGGUGCCACAUUUGCCCUUUCCCCCAUGAUCAGCCCCCUGGGUCUGUCUCCAAAGAAAGUUGGUGAUGACAUCGCCAAGGCAACUGGUGAUUGGAAGGAUCUGAGGAUUACAGUGAAACUGACCAUUCAGAACCGACAGACCCAGAUUGAGGUGGUACCUUCUGCCUCUGCCCUGAUCAUCAGAGCCCUCAAGGAACUGCCAAGAGACAGAAAGAAGCAGGAAAACAUUAAGCACAGUGGAAACAUCACUUUUGGUGAGAUUGUCAACAUUGCCCGACAGAUGUGGCAUCGAUCUUUAGCUAGAGAACUCUCUGGAACCAUUAAAGAGAUCCUGGGGACCGCCUAGUCUGUGGGCUGCAAUGUUGAUGGCUGCCACCUUCACGACAUCUUAGAUGACAUCAACAGUGGUGUGGUGGAUUGCCCAGCUAGUUAAGAACUGCAAAGGAAAAUAAUAAAGUGUUAUUUGACAACCAGUGGGGGAAAAAAAAGUUUCGUUUCUAAUUUGGCAUUUGCCAAUGAAUGAAAGUUGAGUACCUCAGUUAAUAGCCUGUCUUUCCAUGUUGUGAUCCUUUGUAUCUAGGAUAUCAGUAACCAAAAUCUCUUCAUAAUAUGUAAAAUCUAUAUAUAUGAUUUCAUAGGAUCUAGACACCCAUUUGCUUAUAGAGAAAAUGUUUAAGAUUGAGAGAAAUUCUGAAACAGGAGACUUGUAGCCACUCUUUGUGGAGAACUAUAACUCUAGAAAAUCUUUUUAGUAAUGUCCCAAAUCACUAAUUGUUUUCAUUUUUUCUUUAAAGAGGAAAGAUUGUAAUAAGUUUCCACAUCUAUCAGUAAUGCCCACCCUGAAUAUUAAAUUAAUGAGACUCUACCAAGAAAUUACUUCUCAAGUCUUCUAGAAGUUUCUCCUCCUAAACAAGAAAAACAAAAAUGUUAGCUGUCUUUCACUUUACCAUUAAAUUAAAAUACUAUAUUUUGUGAAAAGUGCUUUCUUAUCCACAUAAAUCGUGAAGCCAUAGAGAUAAGAUUGACAGACCUGAGUAUAUAAACAUUAUACAAUAAAAUUUCUCCAGGAGAACAGAACAGAAAAGGAGGUAAAAGGAAGAAAAAUCAAAUAAGAUGGAAAAACAAGCGACAUAUUGGGCAAAGUAUUUACCAACUACAUGCCAGAUAAAGGAUAAGAUCUAGAAUAUAAAAAGAGUUCUUACAAAUUAAUGAGAGAUGAACACUCCACCAUAAAGAUAGAUAAAAAUAUAAACAGAAAAUUUACAUACAAAGAAAGGAGAAUUGGAUGACAUAUGAAAUAAUAACACUAUGAACUCCAUAUGGUUGUAAGUACUUCAUAGAUAUUAACCCAUUUAGUUCUCCCAGCUAUUGGCAGAUACUGUUGUUAUCCUUGCUUUACCAUUGAGGAACUGAGGCACCAAGAAUUUAAGGAACCUGAACCAGUGGAACCUGCAUUCAAAUUCAGAAAGUCAGACUGUACCCUUAAUGACUAUAACUCACUAAUAAUCACAAAAAUACAAGCACAGCUAUGAUAUUAUUGGUCACCUAUAACAUUGGCAUAAAUGAAAACACCAGUACCAAGUGUUAGUGAGAGAAAUGGGCUCUCUUCUCACAGUUGAUGCAAAUGUCAGUUGGUACAGUCUUUAUGGAGGGCAAUUUGGCAAUACAUAUCACUAAGUAAAAUGUACAUACCCUUAGACCUAGAAGCCAUGCUAUGAUUUUCAUUUAAAUAAGAUAUGCAGACAAGGGUAUAGAUGUAUGUACAAUUAUGUUCAUCUCGGUGUUUACAAUAAUACUUUAAAAUUGGAAAUAAUUUAAGUUUUCAUCGAUAAGAUAUUGCUUAAAAUCUGCUGCAUGCAAUCAGUGAAACACCGUACAUAUAGUUAUUAAAAAAUACCUGAUAUAGGGCUGUAUGCAUUAACAUGGAAGGAUUUCCACAACCUACUGAGUGAGACUAGACAAGUUCACUGUGAAGGAAGGGAUAGUACUUAACUUGUUCAUUGCCCACUGCUUGGCACAGUGUAAGCAUAUGGUAACUAUUGGAUGGAUGGAUGGAUGGAUGGAUGGAUGGAUGGAUGGAUGGAUGGAUGGACAGAUGGAUAGGAGAAUAUGGUAUAGUGAAAAGAUUCUAAGACUUGAAACUGGAAGGUUUCUGUUUUGUUCCCUCCUAGUAACAACAGAUCACUGGAAUUCAAGCCCUUUAAAGCAUUGGUGUUCCACAAAUAUUUCUCUAAAAAGAAGCAAUUCAGCUUGUGUUAACAUGUGUAUUAAUUUCUUAGGGCUGCCAAUAUAAAAUUACUGUGAACUAGGUGGCUUAACACAACUAAAAUUUAUUCUCUCACGUUUCUGGAGGCUAGAAGUUUGGAAUCAAGGUGUCAGCAAAUCAUGCUCUUCCCUCCAUCCUUCCUUGCCUCUUCUAGCUUCUUAUGGUUGCCAGCAAUCCUCCGUUUUCUUUGGCUUUUGGCAGUAUAACUCCAGUCUCUGCUUCUGUCUUUACAUGGUCUUCUUCCUGGUGUGUCUCUUAUAAGGACACCAGUCAUUGGACUUAGGCCCCAUGCCAAUCCUGUAUGACCUCAUCUUAAUGAAUUAUGUCUAUAGAAAACCUAUUUCCAGGCUUUCCUGUUGGCACAGUGGUUAAGAAUCUGCCUUCCAAUGCAGGGGACACAUGUUUGAGCCCUGGUCCAGGAAGAUCCCACAUGCUGCGGAGCAACUAAGCCCAUGCGCCACAACUACUGAGCCCACGUGCUGCAACUACUGAAGCCCGUGCUCAAUAGUUGCACAGCCUAGAGAAGCCUUCUCUGCAACAAGAGAAGCCACCGCAAUGAGAAGCGCCGCAACGAAGAGUAGCCCCUGCUCGCCACUACUAGAGAAAAGCCCGCGCACAGCAACAAAGACCCAACACAGCCAAAAAUAAAAUAAAUAAAAUUAAAAAAAAAAAAAAGAAC